Ascochyta rabiei is the source of this 183-nucleotide messenger RNA. RefSeq lists its product as uncharacterized. The transcript has 2 exons. The coding region runs from base 1 to 183 and encodes 60 amino acids. Lineage: Eukaryota; Fungi; Ascomycota; Dothideomycetes; Pleosporales; Didymellaceae. The record is from RefSeq and is a predicted model, not a curated record.
AUGAGCCCCGAAGAACAAUUCAUCUGGGCCGGACUUGGCAUGCAAAAACGCAGAACCUACAUCACGCCUAACGGAAAAACCAAGACGUGUCGGGUGAAGAAGUGGGAGCGUAAGGCGGCCCAGGAAGCAUAUUUCGAAAGCCUGAAAUGGCUGGGGAUGCGUCGGAAUGGUCCGCGUAAUUGA